CAUCAGCAUCAGCAUGCGGGCAUGAGGCAUCGCGGGCAUGCCACGCACGCACGCAUUCACGCACGCACGCAUGCAGGUCAUCCACGACUCAUAGUUCCUGCUGAGCAUCAUCACCCACACAAGCGACUGCUCCACUACUCCACCACUUUCGCCGCCGCGCUCCUAUUAGCUCAACAUUCACCUCAUCAACAACGCACAUCUCCAUUUACAUCAGCUAGUCUCGAUUUGGUGUGCUUCGGCUUCUGUGGGCUCCUCCUCCCCCCCCACGUAUCCGGCUCGGGUAGAUGGUCACAAGCGCUCAGCCACCUCACUUGCCCCUCAGUGGAUUAGAGUCAGCCUAGUAGUAAAAGGCGCUCAUCCCCCCUCCACGGCCGCGAUCAAACGUCCCCCACAAUGCGGCCAACACCUUCCCAGCGUCGACGUUCGGCGGCAGCGGCAGCGGCGGCCGCCACCGAUAGUGCUGGUACAGAGGCGAGCCCCAACUCGGCCACUACGGCGUCCGCAUACAAGCGCCAAGUGGGCCAUCCUACGCAGCAGCGCAAGAGGAAUGGUCUAGGCCCGCUGCAAGCCUUUCAGACUCCAUCGGGAUCCAAGACUCCCUUGCUGGUGGUGCUGUGUUUGCUGCUGCUCUUGCGCAUAGCAAGUCGGGCAUGGGCUGCAGAGGAUGAGCAUACAGCCGCACAAGCUAUCCGGCAGCAGCAGCGGCAGGAGCGAGGCUGGCGGUCAGACUCGCGCAACGCAAAAGCGGCGGCACUACUCUUCAACUCUCCAGCGUAUCGCGGUCAGCCUGGUGGUCUGUUGCACGACGUUCUAGCCGGGCCGAGCGGAGGCAUGCUCAAGGUGCAGCAUCCCGGUUCAUCCGGCAAGACGAGCGGCAAGUCUAUCGCAGCAGAGGACGAGAUCUGCAGACCGACGGGGCAGAUCGAGGAUGCGUGCUGCGACUACGAGACGGUGGAGCGACGGAUGAACACUGCCAAAUUCUUUCAGACGUUGCAAGGCUUGGUGGAGACGAGGUACUUUAGGUAUUACAAGGUGGAUCUGUUCAAAGACUGCCCAUUCUGGUACGAGAAUGGUCUGUGCAUGAACAGAGCUUGCGCAGUAGAGAAGGCGGAAGAGGACGAAGUACCAGACCAGUAUAGAGUGUCUCACCUGUCCUCACUCUCCACUGCCGAUCACGCCGAGGUCUUUCCACCCGCGGUGCAGGGCGAGGAUGACUCCCUCAGUGGAUCCAGCUGCUCUUGCCGCGAGACGGACUUUUGUCACUGGGAAGACGAGGAAGAAUCUCCUGAAGCAUCUUGGGUAGAUCUCGUCAAAAAUCCCGAAAGAUUUACGGGCUAUGCGGGAAAGUCGGCGCAGCGCGUUUGGCGCUCCAUCUACGAAGAGAAUUGCUUUGGCGCCCCAGGGGCAGGAGCCGCCUUGUUGCCCUCGUCAUCGUUGGGCUACGUGAGCAAGAGUCAGCUCAGCUCGCCUGCAGGGCUGCCCAAUUUGAUGAGCAACUUGGCCUCUCCACCAGAUGCAGGAGCGUCAGAGCAGUGUCUAGAAAAGAGAGUCUUCUAUCGCAUCAUCAGUGGUCUGCACGCCAGCAUCAACAUUCACCUGUGCCACGACUACUUGCUGGACAACAAGCAGUGGGGACCCAAUCUGGAAUGCUUCGUCACUCGCAUCGCUCAACAUCCCGAACGGCUGCAGAACGUAUACUUUAACUACGUCCUGCUGCUCCGCGCUCUGGCCAGAGCAGGCGAUUACGUCGACGCCUUUGUGCUGCGGCCGGGAGACGCGAUCGCCGAGCUCGAAACGCGCACACUCCUGUCCAGCCUUGUCUUGCAAGCCAGAUCAUGUCCGCCGAGCUUUGACGAGGGAACAAUGUUUGCGGGACCGGAUGCCAAAAAUCUCAAAGUGGAGUUCAAGGAGAGGUUCAGGAAUGUGUCGAGAAUCAUGGAUUGCGUGGGCUGCGACAAGUGCAGAUUGUGGGGAAAAUUGCAGGUCAAUGGCAUUGGCACCGCAUUAAAAAUCUUGUUUGGCCACGACCGCAGCGAUUUCGAUCCCGCACGCAAUCCCGAGCUUUUGGCCAGGAGCGAACUCGUCGCGCUGAUCAACACUGUACAUCGCUUCGCAGAGAGCCUGCGAGCUGUAGCGACAUUCAGAGACAUGUAUCAGGACCAACUUUCAGCGGACAAGAGCGCCGACUCGGUCCAGCAAGCUUCAAAGGCCCAAUCGCCUGCGGAGCAAGUCCAAGGUCUCAGCACUGGGCACAGCAACGUCCCUCAGGAGCCCUCCGCUGCCCCAUCUUCGAGCUUCGGAUCAGAAGUGCCGCAAUUCGCGCGGGCACCUCGCUCGAGCUGGACCGCUACCGGCAAUCACACCAAAGCCGACAUUCAGCGGGAUGGCUUCAGCGUGUUCGAAAAAGCGCUGCAGGCAUGCGAAGCAUCCUGGGCUUUGUGCGUCGCUUGGUUGGCAAACGCCUGGCAGAGGGUCUUGGCUGUCAAGGAUGUCGUGGUGACCCCCUACGCCGCAUUCGGACCGAGAUCCGGUCCAGCUCGAAAGCAGGACGAGUUGUAAGGCGCGUCCCAUGCCAGCACCCUUUUUGCAAUGUGGCUGCUUGUGCAAUUUUGUAAUGUUAUCGCAUGC
Molecule: messenger RNA, 2628 nt
Organism: Ceraceosorus guamensis
Lineage: Eukaryota; Fungi; Basidiomycota; Exobasidiomycetes; Ceraceosorales; Ceraceosoraceae
Product: ERO1-domain-containing protein
Exons: 4
Coding region: 394-2559 (721 amino acids)
Biological process (GO): protein folding in endoplasmic reticulum
Cellular component (GO): endoplasmic reticulum; endoplasmic reticulum membrane
Molecular function (GO): thiol oxidase activity; protein-disulfide reductase activity; FAD binding
Source: RefSeq, a predicted model, not a curated record